AUGUUUGAAUUAUUUAUUUUAUUUCAGGAAAUCUCUGUACAAAAUACUGAUUGUAGUAUGGUUACAAUUGGUAUACCACCUGAAUUAAGAAAAAUUGAACAAAUUUUAUUCGCUUCAGUAAAACAAAAUCGUAUUGAUUUAGUCAGUCGAAUUAUUGAUGGACAUAAAUGUGAUAUUAAUGUAAGAGAUAGUUUUGAUCGAACACCACUGCAUUUGGCUGCAUCAUCUGGUAAUUUGUCAAUCGUGAAAUUAUUGGUUGAAGGCAGAUCAUUAGUUGAUCCAGUAGAUAAAUUUGGUAUUACACCAUUAUUUUGGGCUGUAUAUAACAAUUAUAAACAAGUAGCUCAUUAUCUACUAGAUAUGGGAGCUAAACAUAAUCGAGUUACUAAGCAAGGUUUUACAAUUUUACAUUUUAUUGCUGAAUCGAAUGCCAUAUCAAUUUUGAAAUAUUUACAUCGUAAAUCCAAAAUGUUAGAAUAUGAUAUUUCAGAUAAUAAUGGAAUGACUCCAUUUUUAAUAGCUGCUUCUAAAGGAAAUGAAUUAUUAAUGGAGAUUUUGGUAAAACGAAAAUGUAAUGUGAAUGCAACAGAUUUGUAUGGUCGAAAUGCAUUACAUUUUGUUGCAAAAAAUGGUCAUAUCGAUGCAUUAUACUACUUAUUGUCAUUGGAACUACUUAAAACGAAAAUUAAUGAAUUAGAUAGCUCCGGUUGUAGUCCGCUACAUUUAGCUUGUGAAAACAAUCAACAACAUUGUGUUCGCCUACUUCUAGAAACUGGUGCAGAUCCAAACAUUCAAACAGAGACUCGUGAUUGUCCUUUGAUUGAAUGCUCUCGAAGAGGAUUCCAUAAAUGUAUUGAUCUGCUUCUUCAAAAUCAAGCAAGUCGCCAGAAAAGUAACAAAGUAGGUGAUACCGCUCUACAUGUUGCAGCAUUAGCUAAUCUUUCAGAUACAAUUUAUUUUUUAUUUUCAAGAAAUUUCGAUUUAUUCACUGUUAAUGAAGAUAAACAAACUCCAUUACAUCUCGCAGUAUCACAAAAUAGACUUGAAGCAGUUGAAGCUUUAUUAUUUUGUGGUGCUCCAUUAGAUCAGAAAGAUAAAGAUGAUCAAACCGCUUUGAUGAUUGCUGCUAAAGCCAAUUACACUGCAUUAGUUGAUAUGAUUAUACGUGCCGAUCGAUGGAAUAAAACUUAUCCGAUUUAUGCUCAGAAAUUAAUUGAUGAAAUUCUACAAACUCAACAGGAGAAAUCCAGUAUAACAAGAAUAUUAGACAAAAAACAAAAUAAUUCAUCCAGUCAUCAUAAAAGACACGAAACAUUAUCAAAUAAUCGAAGACAGUCAAUAAACAAUAAUGCUGAUCGUCGAAAUAACAAUCAAACUGACGAUAUUACUGAAGAUUCCGAAAGUAGUCAUACAUAUGUUGGACAACAAUAUACUACUACUAAUAAUAAUAAUAGUAAUGAAAACAGAUUAUACGAUGCUUAUCCAAGCAAUCCGCAUUCGUAUCAAUUGAAUUCAUCACCGAAUAAUUCAAUCAUUCCAAAUGAUCCUGAUCCGGAAGAUGGGAUCAUCACUGAGUUUAUUGAUCCAUUCAAACAAUUAGCAUUAGAAGAGAAUUGUUAUCGACAAGGUAAUGAAAGCGCCAUAUUCAUUGAAGAUCAUCGUUCAAGAACUACAGCUAGUUCUGAGUCCGGUAGUGAAUUAUCAUUAGGUUAUGAAGCAAGUAGUGCAUGGCAUAGACAAGAACAAAGACGUCGACGCCAUGAACAACACGAACAACAACAACAACAACUGAAUGAUUCAUCACGGGAUUCCAUGAAUUUAUCACAAAUUAGUUUAAGACGUGAUCUAUCCGAACCAAAUUUCACUAGAAAACAUUACAAUGUAUCAAAUAAUCAUGAUAAUGAUUAUAAUUAUGAUCAUACAAAAUCUAAUGAUGAUAAUCUUAGUCAUUUAUCAUAUCAUCAUCAUGUACAAGGUGAAGAGAUUUAUUUACCAAAUGGUGAAAUUAUAUUUCGUAUAACAGAUACAUUAUUAGGUCAAUCAAGUCGUAAUAUGCGUUUAUUCAAUGGUUACGGUGUGAAUCAAACAAAUCCAUUUACAUUUAGAGCACCAUGUCAAAAUUAUGCUGAUGAUAUGAAUAUAUUAUUUUAUGAUUAUUCACAUCGUUAUGCUAAACCAGUAGAUUGGAAAAAUUUAGCAAAAUUUUGGGGAUUCACAUUAGAUGAUAUUAAAGCGAUUGAAUAUCAAGAUAUUGGUAAGAAUUCUUAUAAACAGCAUACAUAUCGUUUGUUAAAUAUUUGGUUACAUGGAAUCAAUGAUAAUCAAUCACCAUUGAAUGAAUUCUAUUUAGCAUUGACUACAAUUGGACGUAAACAUACAGUGGAUCAAUUGCGUCAUCGGAUUAAAACUUUGAGCAGAAUGAAUCAUAAGCAUAAAUGCAAAAUUUAAUUUACAAUUCAAUUUACGCUGUGUGUCCUCACUCUUACUACAUUUUCUUUUUAAAUCCUCAUCAAUGCUUUUGUUGUUAUCAUCAUGAUCAUCAUCAUCAUCAUCAUCGUCAUCAUGUGUAAAAUUUCAUAUGUUCACUGUUUAUGUCAAAUAAAACAGGUA
Messenger RNA from Schistosoma turkestanicum, 2610 nucleotides. The record is from the annotation of a GenBank genome assembly. Lineage: Eukaryota; Metazoa; Platyhelminthes; Trematoda; Strigeidida; Schistosomatidae.